Molecule: messenger RNA, 3076 nt
Organism: Electrophorus electricus (electric eel)
Lineage: Eukaryota; Metazoa; Chordata; Actinopteri; Gymnotiformes; Gymnotidae
Gene: npr3
Product: natriuretic peptide receptor 3
Biological process (GO): signal transduction
Cellular component (GO): membrane
Molecular function (GO): natriuretic peptide receptor activity; peptide hormone binding
Source: RefSeq, a predicted model, not a curated record
AUAUUCAAACAAGAGGAAUUACAAAGAAAACCGGGGAGUUAGCUAGGGACACAGAAGACUAACCAAGGGAAGAAGGGUUCUGGAGACUUGAAGUAGCCUACAGGACACAUACGCCAUUCAUUUGAAAUCCCGAAAAGAGUGGAAUUUUAACAUAAGUUUAAUUGCGGAGACCUCCACUAUUAUAGUUUACUGGAGUAAGAGAAAAUAAUUUUAAAAGAAAAUCUUUAGAAAAAGUAACACUUAGGCUACUCCGUCAACUGAUUUAAGAACAUUUAAAGAUACUACAACAUGUUAUAUUUCCCGUAUCUCUGCAUCUCUAUUUGGGUACUUGGGUUUCCUGUCAGGACAAGUGCAUUGAAUGAGAACGUCGACGUACUAGUGCUUUUACCUCAAAACAGUUCCUACAUUUUUUCAAUUUCAAGAGUUUCUCCAGCAAUAGAAUACGCAAGACAGCAACUUGCCAAUGGUCACUUUGCUGGUUUGAAUUUUAAUUUUCAAUAUGUCAGUUCAGAAUGUGGGGUGGAUGCUCUGUUCGCGCUUGUGGACAGGGCGCCAGAUGAACGACCUGACCUGAUCUUCGGUCCUGUUUGCGAGUACGCUGCCGCUCCUGUGGUGAGGGUGGCAUCACACUGGAACAUCCCCGUCAUGUCAGCAGGUGCUUUAGCAUACGGCUUCAUCAAUAAAAACUCUGAAUUCUCGCUUCUGACACGAACUGCUCCAAGUUACAUGAAAAUGGCGGAGACGUUCGCCGUUAUGUCCCAACAUUUUGGCUGGCGAAGCGUACUCUUGAUAUAUCAUGAUGACAAAGAGGAAAGAAACUGCUACUUCACAGUGGAAGGUGUCCACGUCCUUUUGGAAGAUGAUCACGACAUUUCUGUGUUUGUGAUGGAUUCUAGAGAACCGCUGACAUACGUCGACGAGCUCAUCAAGCCCAUGUACGAGCAUGAAGUGGUGAUCAUGUGCACCUAUGCAGAUGUAGUGCGAGAGAUCAUGCUGAAUGCCCAUAGACGGAGAUUAACCACCAGCAAUAGACUUUUCUUCAACAUUGAGCUCUUCAACUCCUCCUCUUAUGGAGAUGGAUCUUGGAGGAGAGGAGAUCGAUAUGACAAUGAAGCAAAGGCAGCCUAUGCUUUUCUGAAUACAGUGACACUACUGAGGUCCACCAAGCCUGAGUUUGAGAAUUUCUCUAUGGAGAUGAGGAAAUCCUACCAGAAAAUGGGAGUCGAUGUUUGUGAAAUCAACAUGUUUAUGGAGGGGUUCCAUGAUGCUUUACUGCUGUAUGCACUUGCCUUAGAUGAUGCAAUGAAAAGCGGUUACACUAAGAAGAAUGGAAAGGAGAUCACACAAAGAAUGUGGAACAGAACAUUUGAAGGCAUUGCUGGCCAGGUGUCUAUGGACGCCAAUGGUGACAGAAACGGAGAUUUCUCUGUGAUAAGCAUGACAAACCAUGAAACAGGAUCCCAUGAGACUGUUAUGAGCUAUUUUGGCACCAAUGGAAGUUUGCAGAUAAAUCCAGACUUUGACCCUAAACUGUUCACUGUCCAAGGGGCACCAGGACCUCCAUCCUCACAACCAACAGACCAAUCAUCAGGUGGACUAGGCUUAUCAGCAGUGACUGGAAUUAUAGUUGGAGGACUUCUUGGAACAGCACUACUUAUGGCAUUCUACUUUUUUAGGAAGAAUUACAGGAUAACCAUAGAAAGGAGGACACAGAGAGAACAGUGUGAUGGCAAGCAUCGUCAGUUAAGAGAGGACUCCAUCAGAUCAAACUUCUCUGCAGCGUAGGCUGUACCAGACCAACAAACAUGCAAGUGGCAGUCCAGAUCUGGCGAAGGUGUGUGUCAGAUGUGUCUACAGACUAAAUAAACACCAUCCCAGGAGUCCUGAAGUAUUUAAAGACAUACUGUAGUUUUUUUCUUGUAAAUGUCUCUUGUUCUUUACUUUCAUAAACUCAGGAAAGUUACUUUAAUUAAAGAGAGCUGCUUGUAUGGCUUCUUGAAUGAAAAAAGAUGGGUCUGUUUUUGUUCAACUAUAGACCUUGUGCUUUCUGAACAAGUUAGCCUUGAAGAUGAAUUUGUAAAGGCCCCAUAUUGUACUGAAGUCUGUUCAGUUCUUGGAUUGGUGGAGACUGGCAAUGACGAGUUAAAGGUAUAUCAGCAAAUGUAAGUAGAAGAGAGGAAAGGGUUAUAGAAGAUGGAAUGCUUUCUACUCACAGAUCAUUAAAAUACAUGUGAGGAGUGAGGAUUCUAUCUUAAGGUUUGGUGUAGUCUUUAAGAAGAGGCACUGAUCAACACACCUGAUUUGAACUGUAAAACAAAAUCUUAAAAUCAUAAGAUUAUGAUUUGUAAAACUGAUGCUUUCACAUGAAAUGUUAAUGUUAAGGAAUGUUAUUAAAGAAUGAGACAUCAGUUACACAUCUCUGAUGGACAGGCUGCACAUUUUAGUUUGUCCAAAAUAUAAAUGAUAGAGGCCAGCGUCAGUUGAUUAGGGAGAGGAGGCUCUUAAAGGAAAUACAGAUAUGAAUAAUAAUAAAUAAUGAAUAAUAAUGUUUUUGGAAAAAAAAACCUAUGUUUAUAAGUAGAAAUUAUAUUGCACAUGUACAUUUUUGGAAAAUCCAUAUAUGUAUCUAAAUCUACUUUGUCAGGAAAUGCUCCUUAAUACACCAUUUUAAUUCUAUAUGAAAUAUAUAUUUUCCAUGUGUCAAAUUUAGAUGUUAAAAUGUGAGAUUUCACAUAAUGCUGUGUUUAAAGUUUGUGCAAACAUAUAUUCUAGGGUUUUAUUCAAGAUUAGUUGCAAUUGCAAAUGUGUACUGAUGUAAGUAAAUGUAUCUACAUAAUGUGAUGUUAUUUAUUGAUCUUUAUUUGGUAGAGGUUUCUGUUCCUUAGUGUUGAUUUAUUAAUGUUUUUUUUUUCUUGUGUGGAACAUAAAGAACCCUUUUUUAAUAAAACAGUUUAUCUGCCAUGUGGAGCAUAUUUUGCUUGAUCAUUUGUGUACAUGGCUGUGUAAACAAACCCAGGCAGAACUGUAACUUAUUUAUAUUACCAUACAUAUUGACAAAUAAACAACAAAUAUUUUA